Molecule: messenger RNA, 6234 nt
Organism: Naegleria gruberi
Lineage: Eukaryota; Heterolobosea; Eutetramitea; Acrasida; Naegleriidae
Product: diaphanous-related formin
Exons: 5
Coding region: 1-6234 (2077 amino acids)
Biological process (GO): actin cytoskeleton organization
Molecular function (GO): actin binding; small GTPase binding
Source: RefSeq, a predicted model, not a curated record
AUGUCCUCCCUAUUCAAUCGUUUCAAAAAGAAUAACAGCAAUGCAGAGAAUAAAUUUGAACAACAACGUAACGCCAAUCGUAAAACACUACAACCUCAGGAUUUGACCUCGACCCAAAGUGAAAUCAGUGCUCAUGACAAGUCGGGUUCACUCUCAAUUCCAUCAAGUAAUACUGCCAGUAGUGGUUCUCUAGCCUAUUAUGAGGAAGGAGCAUCAGUGAAUGCCAUGACUCAACUCUCAAACAAAAACAGUAAGAAGGGAGAUAACAACAAGGAAAAGAUGCCACCACCAGAGGAAAUUGUUGCUCAAUUUGAAAAGUUGUUGAAAUAUCAAGGUAUUACACCAACUGAAAAACGAUACAAAUUGAUGAUUAUGAAACCUUUGGAAGAAAAGUGGAAAUUGGUUAAAAUUAUGCAAAAUACAAAGAAGGAAGCUGAUAAAUUGCAUACCAUCAAGGACACUCCUGAAUAUAUUGUACAUCGUUUGAAAGAUGAACCAACACUUGGUUCAGUUACUGAAUUGAUCAGUCUCUUAAAGGGAGCUAAAUCAGAGGAUUGGAUUCGUAAAUUCUUGGAUUUACAAGGUUUGGAGUGUUUAUUUCAAAUACUGGUAGAAAGUUGUGAUCAACAAAUUAGAGAACAAGGUGGUAAUAUUCACGAAGAAUUUUCUGAUGAUGAAGCACAACCUGAGGAAGAAGAAAAUGAAGAGGAAGAAGAUGGACUCGAAGAUGAGGAAAAGAAGGAAGAAACUGGUUCCGAACAAGUGGAAACCAAGUCUUUGGAUCCAAAGAGUAAACCACCUCCACCUAUGCUUCCACCAAGAAUUGAAACUAAAUCAAAGCGUGAAGAUCCAUACGAUGCUCUUCAAGCUGAAUGUGUCAGAGCACUUCGUGCAUUGAUGAAUACCACUCUUGGUCUUAAUGCCUUUUUGCAAAGUAAGGACAAGUCAGUGUUAACUGUCACCAAGAUUUUGGAUUCCAGAAAUAUCAAAACCAAAACUCAAGUUUUCUUCUUGUUGGCAACUAUUUGUAGAUUCGAACAAGGUUUUUGGAUUGCUAUCGAUGCUAUGAACAAGUACAAGUUGAAUAGAAAGGAACGUGCUAGAUUCCAAACCAUUGUUCGUUUAUUGAAGAAGAAGGUUGAAGUGAGUGAUGAAACUAUUUUACUCAAAACUUCAAUUAUUGUUUUCAUUAACUCUUUAAUUAAUUCUCCACAAGAUGCUUCAUUGAAGAAACAAUUGAGAAAGGAAUUUGUUGAUCUUAAAAUGAUUGAAAUCAGUGAACAAUUGAAAGCUUUGGAUCUUGACGAUACUUUAACAAUGCAACUUUCAUUCUUCGAAGAGGAAGUUCAAGAUAUUGAAGAUGCUGAAGAGGAGGAAGAAGAGCUAGAUCUCGACGCAUUGGAAGAUCCUAUGGAAAUUCUCAAACUUAUUAGAGUUCAAUUGGGUGGUUCUCAAGCUUUCGAAUAUUUCGUUAAAAUCCUUCAAUACUUUUUAAUCAUUUCCGGUAAAUCAAAUGAAAAGGAAAAAUCAAAGAAUAUGAAUAUUCUCUUGACAAUGAUCAAGAAGGCUGUUGCUUUCAAGGAAGAUGGUGGAGUUGAAGAAGUCAGUGUUAAGGAAUUGCAAUUAGCUGAUCGUGUUGAAACUCAACAACGUAAGAUUACACAACUCGAAACUAGAUUCUUGAAAUUGGCAGAAAUGUUAAAGACUGGUAAAAUUGAUGAUAAGGUUAUUGAAAAAUUCAUUAGUUUGACAUCUAAGGACACAAGAGAAAGCUUUAACAAAUCAGUUGAAAGUAUGGAUCCUAGUGAGUUACAAGAAGAAUUCCUCAAAGAUGCCGAAGAAUUACUUGUAAAGGUUAAGUCAAAAGGUGGAUUUGAUUUGGAUACUUCAAAUGCUCCAGAAGAUUUAAAGAAACACUUGAAGAAACUCGAAACUGAGCUCAAAUUUAUGACUUAUAAGGCCAAACAAUUAGAGAAACAAUUACAAUCUGGAGGUGGAGGAAAAGGUGGAGGUGGUUCUGGUGGAGGAUCAGGUGAAGGUGGUUCAACAGGAGGUGAUUCAUCUGUUCCAUCCAUACCAACAAUUCCAGUUGCAACUGAAGGCAUUCCAUUGCCACCUGGUAUGGGAGUUCCUCCACCACCUGGUAUGGGAAUUCCACCACCACCUGGUAUGGGCGGUAUUCCACCACCACCAGGAUCAGGUAUUCCAUUGCCACCUGGCGUUCCACCACCACCUGGCAUGGGAGGAAUUCCAAUGCCACCUGGAGUUCCUAUGCCACCUGGUAUGGGUAUUCCUGGUAUUCCAGGUAUUCCACAAGGAUACGUUCCACCAAAAUUACCAACCUAUAAGAGUACUGCUGUAAUGAAGGGUGUCUUUUGGAGUAAGGUACCAGUUCAACAAUUGAAGGACUCUAUCUGGAUUAAGAAGGAUAUUGUCACUGGAUUGGAAGGUAUUGAAUUGGAAACAACAGAAUUGGAAAAGCUCUUUGCUAAGAAGGAAUCUAUUGUAUUGGAAACUAACACAAAGAAACCAGAAAAGGUUACCCUCAUUGAUCCAAAGAAGGCCCAAAACUCUGCCAUCGUUCUCGGUUCUAUGAGAUUGGACCACGAUGAUAUUAAAUUAUCCAUGUUGAGAAUGGAUGAAGGUGUUUUGGCUCCAGAAAAUAUCAAGGCCCUCAAGGACAUGGUUCCUACAGCCGAUGAAAGACAAGCUCUCAGUGAUUAUAAUGGUGAUUUCAACAUGUUGGGAACAACUGAACAAUUCUUGAGUAAGGUCAUGGAUAUUCCAAGACUCGAAGAAAGAUUAGAAAGUUGGUUGAUCAAACUCAAAUUCCCUGCCAGUGUUUCCUCAAUUGAACCAGAUAUUGAAACUAUCAUUUCUUGUUGCAAACAAUUACAACAAGGUAAAAAAUUCCACAAAGUUUUGCAAGUCAUUUUGGCUAUUGGUAACUUUAUCAAUGGUAACAAGAAGGCAGUUCACGGUUUCCAAAUCAAUGCCCUUCCAAAGUUGAAGGACACAAAGGCAACAGGUGCUAAGAUUAAUAUGCUCGAUUAUAUUGUUCAAUUUUUGGAGAAGAAUCAUCCAGAAACUCUCAAUUUUGGUGAUGACCUUUCUGCUCUUAAGGGUGCUGAAAGAGUUUCAAUUCAAGGUAUCACUUCUGAAUUGAAUGAAAUGAAGAAUGGUGUCAAUUUUGUUGGUAGAGAAAUUGAAAAGUCAGAUUUAGACACAGAAUUCGACAAGUUUAGAGAAGUCAUGGUUGACUUUUUAGAUUUUGCCUCUGAAAAGGUUGAAACAUUCGAAAAUCAAAUUAAGGAAAUGCAAACUCAAAUUGAAAAGAUUCAAAUCUUGUUUGCUGAAGAUUCUAAGAAAUUCACACCAGAAUCUUUCUUUGCUGGUAUCAAUACUUUCAUUACCGACUUUAAAUUGGCUCAUGCUGAAAUUUUGAGAAAGAGAGAUAUCGAAAAGAAGAAACUCGAAAAGGAACAAAAAGACAAGGAAAGACAACAAAAGGUUAUGGACUCGAGAAAGAAGAAAGAAGAAACCAAAAAGAUCGAAAGAGAAUCAAUCUCUGCCCAAACACCAAACGAAGAGGAUGGACAACCAGAAGAAAAGGGUGUCCUCGAUAAGACACUCGAUUCACUCAUGGAUGGUUCUGGUUUCAGAAAAGGAGUUUCUGCCAACAAGAAGAAGAAGGCAGCUCAAUUAAAUGCAGUCAACCUUAUCCAAGAAUUGGAAACCAAAAAGCUAGGCUCUCCAUCUAACGAAGAAAAUUCAACAACAACCCCUCAAUCACUGGCCUCACCAAAAGCUCAAGAUGAACAAAUAACAACACCAAGAGGACUUGCAAAAGCUCCAAAACAACCAAAUGAACAACAGUUGGAAUUAUUAUUGUCUUCUGAUGAAGAAGAUUAUCAAACUUCGGAGGAGGAUUAUGAAGAUUAUUAUGAUGAUCCGUUGACUGAUGAUGAAUUUGAUGAUGUAGAAUAUGAUUCUGAUGGUUCUGGCAAUGAUUCCGAUCCAUCAGACGAUUUUUUGGCACAAUUGGGUUUACCAAUGGGUUUACCAGCUGGAUUAGGGUUACCAAUCUUUACUGGUGGAAACUUAGAAGAACUCAAACAACAGAUUGAUAGUAGAAAUGGAAGAGUUGUAAAUAAUGCAGAAGCAUUCUUUAGAGUAAUAUUGCUGUCAAGUAUGAGUAGACGAUAUUGUGAACAAUAUGAAAAGUACAAAUAUCUUAUGAGUUUGGGAGAGCAAAAAACUGAAGAAGAAUGGAAGAGUUUAUGCACUACAGAUGAGCUUCAACUGUUCAAAACAGAUUCAAAAUCCCCAAUGUCACCUUCAAAAUUUCAGAUGUUGAACGCAACUAUAUACUUGAUUUGCACUGAAGAUGAGGCAAGAGCGGCCACUCCACUGUUUACUAUGGUAAAUUCGUUUACUGAUUUUAGUGACCUACCUCAUGCAAAUAUCUUCGCUGAGAAGGGACUUGAGGCCUAUUUGAAUAAUCCAAGGUCAUUGAUGAUUCCUAGAAUGUUUAAGCUUACCAACCCUAUUCCUCUUACAAAACACUAUGCCAUUAUGGCAGAAUCUGCUGAAAAGAAAGAAGAAAUACGUAAAUUUUUACUUCAAAACGGUGCACCACAUGUAAUUGAUAAUGUGAUGGGACCAGAAAUUAUACUAGACUAUAAUUCUUUCUGUGUAGUGUAUAGUGAUGCUAUACCUGACAUUAUAGCUCAUAAUGCAGAAACAUUGAAUUAUGAAGCAAUUAGCAUUGGUAUUACGAGUUCUUUUAAUGAAUUCUACUCAUACUCCUCUGUUGUUCAUGCAGUCAAUAGUUUGACCAAUAUUCCACACUCUCCUUUCGUAGAAAAGUACAGACCUUUGCUAUUGAAAAACAUACCAAUUAAGAGUUUAGUAUUAUACUACAGAACCCACAGUAGAAAAAUGAUACCUGAAGAUCAAUUCCAACAAUUUCCAACAAUUUCUCCAUCUGAAAGAAUAUCUACCAUCCUUCCUAAUGAAGUAUUCUUUGUAAUCCUAAAAUUUUUACCAGUCAAUGAUAUCAUGAAUAAUUUUUCGAUUACCUGUAAAAAAGCAAGGAAAAUGAGCUUUGCAGACUACUUGUGGAAGGAUAUUUGUCUUGCCUAUGCUUCCAAUUAUCCAUUCCUGAAACCAUUUACAAAAGAGGAAAAUCUGACGAGAACCAAGCUUCCUCACUAUUACAUAUUCAGAAAUAUCAUUAACCCAAUUUUAAUUGAUUACAAAUUGGUCACAAACUAUAUCAAUUCUGUAUGUAAGGAAGAGCCAGAUAUUUUCAAACUCGAUGUAUUCAAUAAUACUGUAACAACGGCUCUGUACAUGGACAGGUAUGGCAUAGAAGACUCUGAAAUCAGUGUUGGUGCAACUAAAAUGUUUGGAAGUGCUGAUCUGCCGCCAUGUCUUUACAACACUAAAUAUGCCACAACUCCUUUAUUGUUACAAUUGAAUAUUACCGAUUUGAGAUCAAAGGGUAUUGGAAUACUUUCAUUGGAAAAUUCUCCAUUCAAACACCUGUUCCCACAAUCUGGUAUCUUGUACUUCUUUAAAGACAUGAGCACAGGAAAAUCAGAUGAUGGACUUUUAUUGCAUUAUGAUGGUGAUUUGAGUGAGUUGAAGAGAACAAACGGACAAGAGUUGGCAUCAGCUGUUAAUUUCUAUGAAGCUUUAUGUGUUCCGAAGAGAUCUGAAAUGGGUUGGAGUAAAUCUAUUUCCUUAGCUUCUCUAAUCACUCCACGUAAUAGAGAUUUUAUGGAUGAGUUUGGUGUCGAUGAUUUUGUUUCACAAUUGAUUCAUGCCAAGUUUAUUCGUGAAGAUGUAACAAAAUUGUUUGGAGAAUUGGGCUGUUUUACUGAGGGCGAAUGGUAUGGUGGUUUUCAUGGUGGUUUUAAUGAUGAUCCAGAUGAUGAAAUUUCUCAUUCAAGAUGCUUAGAUAAGUAUGUCGAUUUGAGACAUAUGCUUGCUCCAAUCUUCCAGUUGAGUGGAAAAUUUAGUAUGGGUAGACGAAUGGAAGCAAUAGGUUUUGCUGCCCUAGUGAAUACGAAUGAUAGACAUGCAAUGUGGAAGCCAUUGAAUCCAAAUAUGCCAAAUGUCUACACUUUAGAUGAAUGUUAUUGCUCAGAUUUUUUCAAUCAGGUACCAGCGAAAUUCAGAAAAGCCUUCAAAACACUUAUUAAAGAAUUUAAACGUGCAGAGUUUUAA